Messenger RNA from Cimex lectularius (bed bug), 1474 nucleotides. RefSeq names its product opsin-1. Gene Ontology annotation, molecular function: G protein-coupled receptor activity. The transcript is spliced from 5 exons. NCBI's taxonomy places the organism in Eukaryota, Metazoa, Arthropoda, Insecta, Hemiptera, Cimicidae. Gene Ontology annotation, biological process: visual perception; phototransduction; G protein-coupled receptor signaling pathway. The record is from RefSeq and is a predicted model, not a curated record. Bases 116 to 1237 code for a protein of 373 amino acids. Gene Ontology annotation, cellular component: membrane.
AGUCGGACGGCCCCGGUGGCACCUUCGUACCAUUGCAGGCCUCUAGCUACACCCGUGGUACCCGACCGAGAUAAAAAUAGAUUGACAAGCGACUUCACACCAAAGGGCCCAAAAAAUGGACAUGUCCCCGAGUUUCGCCGCGUACCAGUGGAACGCGAACCCGAUGGCCAACAGGACCGUCGUGGACAGCGUACCGCCUGAGAUGCUACACCUGGUCGACGCGCACUGGUACCAGUUCCCGCCGAUGAACCCUCUAUGGCACGGGAUCCUCGGUUUCGUGAUCGGGGUUCUCGGCGUCAUCUCCAUCGUCGGCAACGGCAUGGUCAUUUACAUCUUCUCCUCUACCAAGACCUUGAGGACGCCCUCGAAUCUGCUGGUAGUCAACCUGGCCUUCUCAGAUUUCCUCAUGAUGACCACGAUGUCACCUCCAAUGGUCAUCUGCUGCUACUAUGAGACCUGGGUCUUGGGCCCGCUGCUGUGCGAGCUGUACGGUAUGUGCGGCUCUCUCUUCGGCUGCGCGUCCAUCUGGACCAUGACGAUGAUCGCUCUCGACCGCUACAACGUCAUCGUCAAGGGUAUAGCAGCCAAACCGAUGACGACCAAGACCGCUCUGUUCAGGAUAAUCUUCGUAUGGGCCUUCUCCCUCAUGUGGACAUCCUUCCCCUUGUUCGGUUGGAACAGGUAUGUCCCUGAAGGAAACAUGACAGCCUGCGGGACGGACUACCUCACCAAGGAAUGGUUCAGCAGAAGUUACAUCCUCAUUUACGCUUGCUUCGUCUAUUUCAUCCCUCUCCUUACCAUCAUAUACUCGUACUUCUUCAUUGUCCAGGCUGUUUCGGCUCACGAGAAACAGAUGCGUGAACAGGCUAAGAAGAUGAACGUGGCUUCGCUCAGGUCGUCAGACGCCAACAACACUUCCGCGGAAGCCAAACUGGCCAAAGUCGCUCUUAUGACAAUUUCGCUCUGGUUCUUCGCCUGGACACCUUACCUAGUCAUCAAUUUCUCGGGUGUUUUUGAGACGGUCACGAUCAGCCCUCUUUUCACUAUCUGGGGCUCCCUGUUCGCCAAGGCUAACGCAGUAUACAAUCCGAUCGUCUAUGCCAUCAGCCACCCGAAGUACAAAUUAGCCCUCCAGAAGAAGUUCCCGAGCUUGUCUUGCGCCGAAGCAAGAGACGACACCACGUCGGUCGCAAGCGGCGUGACGACGGUCACCGAAGAAAAGGCUCCGACAGCGUAAGUCUGCUGGGGUGGAAGCAGCAGCAGCAGCAACGCUCCGCUUCUGGUCUAGCACCAUCGCGGAGCACUACAAAAGACAGACCAGAUCGCUUCUAACAACCUCGGACUGAACACGGUUUUGUUUUUGUAUCAAGCUCUGUAUAGAAACAAAAAAAAAACUAGAAUAGACGUCAAUUGCUUGGGAGGUGGUUCUAAGUUUUAUUUUGUAUGUGAUAAUAAAGCCUCCUUACACUGUUGA